ACGGCACGCGCAAGGGGGAAUCACGGACCGCGUGGCUGCUUCCCGGCUCCUCGGAGGGAGCGGGGGCGGCGGUGGGAGCGGAAACAGGGCUCCGUGGCUCCCCCACGUUAAAAGCUGCGAGCGACGCCGGGGCAGUUAGGCCUCCGCGCGCGCAGCUCCUCCCCAGGGAAACUUACUGGGCGGGGAGUCCCCACGGGCUGGGGCCGGGAGAGCGGCGGCGCCGCUCUCACUGGGAACGGGCAAACCCAUCCCACGUGGAGCAGCGCGCUAAAGACGCCUGCAUCCAGGCAGAAAGUCUCCUUCCCCGCCACAUGUCCCUCCUUGUGCGCGCUUCCCCCCGGGGCUGUUCACGCCCGAGCGGCUGCGCUCGUCCCGCGUGUGCCCCGCUGCGCCCAGGGAGGGGGAGGAGCGGGGUGGGGGGAGCGAGGCGGGGGAGGCGGAGGGGAGUUGGUGGUUCCACUGCAGCGGGGGCUCCCUGUGUCCUUGUGCGGAAAUGACACACGGAGUCCCGUCACGUCACGCGAGAGCGCAGCGCACGGACACACACACAAAGAGAGGGGAAAAAACACGGCACCCGCCACCCCUGCCAACUCCCCGGGCCGCUCUCGCCGGGCCCUCCCCCCCACUUCUCCUGUGGAACCCCCCACUCCCCGGCCCCGUUCCCCAACACGCGCAGCGCCCAAACUCGGCUGGGUCCCGCUCUUGCAAAGUACAGAACUCGUCCCAGUGGUACAGAAGAUGAACUCAGCUGAAUUCAGUGAUGAUGAAGAAGAAGUUAUAAAAAAUAAUCCUGUGAAAGUGGAGACUGAAGCUGGGGAUGCUGUGCUGGAUUGUUCUGUGACCUCUAGGAUUGCCGAGAAGCCCCCAUCGGAUGGCUCGUUUACGUCCCUUCAGGACUCCAGCAAGCGGAAGCAGACUGGAAGUGAUGGCCAUGGAGGCCAGCAGGACAUUUUACCUAGUGUGAAAAAAAGGCGUCUAAUACCUGAGGCACUUCUGGCUGGCAUGAAGAACAGAGAUACCAAUUCACCCAACCAGGGGAAUGGAGAACAGGUCAAUAAAAGCAAGAGCUCUGGCAUUGGGUGGCUUUGUGAAGAGGAACCUUUAAAUGAUGUAACCACCCCCUCAUAUAAAAAGCCUCUUUAUGGCAUCUCGCACAAGAUCACUGAGAAGAAGAACCCUCCUGGGGGAGACCAGUUUACCAACUAUGAACUCUAUGAAAAAGUCACCUCUGCCAAUAGCCCGUCACCCCUCCGGCUCUUGAAUGAGCAAAGGAAACGAGACUCUAGCAACACUACUCCAGUGGCUGUGGUCACCGGGGCCGACAACGACCCGAACAUCUACUCGUUGAUUCAGAAGAUGUUCUACACUCUCAACACUCUGAAUUCUAACAUGUCCCAGCUGCACAGCAAAGUGGACCUGCUCUCCCUGGAAGUCAGUCGGAUCAAGAAGCAGGUCAGCCCCACGGAGUCUGUGGCUGAGUUCCAGCCGCCGCCAGAGUACCAGCUCACCGCAGCCGAGCUCAAGCAGAUCGUAGACCAGAGCUCAUCAGGAGGGGACCUGGCCUGCCGCCUGCUGGUGCAGCUCUUCCCGGAGCUGUUCAGUGACAACGAGUUCAAUCGGAGCUGCACCACCUGCGGCUUCGUGAACAAGAAGAAGCUUGAGUCUCUCCACCUUCAGCUCAUCCGAAACUAUGUGGAAGUCUGCUACCCCUCGGUGAAGAACACGGCCGUGUGGCAAGUGGAGUGCCUGCCUCAGGUCAAUGACUUCUUCAACCGUUUCUGGGCCCAGCGUGAGAUGGAGAGCGGCCAGCCGAGCGGCCAGCCGUCCGGCUUUUACGAGACCGAGCAGGUGGAGCCAGCCCACUUCCUUGAGGACAAAGAGCAGGAGGAAGCCUUGCCCCUGGAGCGCAGCAGCACCAUCGCCUCCGACAUGGUCUUAGACGCUCAGGAUCUCAAUGAGUUCUUGGAUGAGGCCUCGUCUCCUGGGGAGUUCUCCGUCUUCCUCCUGCACCGGCUGUUCCCCGAGCUUUUUGACCAUCGAAAGCUGGCAGAGCGGUACAACUGCUAUGGGGAUGGCGGCAAGCAGGAGCUAGACCCCCAGCGCUUACAGAUUAUCCGCCGCUACACAGAGAUCUAUUUCCCUGAUGUUCAGGAUGAGGAGGCGUGGCAGCAGCAGUGCGCCCAGAGGAUCAAUGAUGAGCUGGAAGGCCUCUGCCUCGAUGGCAGCGAGUGCGAGCAGUUGAGGGACGACUGUUACGAUUCCUCCAGCCUUCCCGACGACGUGUCCAUCAUCAAAGUGGAAGACAGCUUCGAGUACGAGAGGCCUGGCCGGAGGUCCAAGAAGAUCUGGCUGGUGCCCAUUGAUUUUGACAAACUGGACAUCCCCCCUCCUGACUUCGAAGUGCCGAUAUCUGACUAUCUGCUCAACAAGGAGCAGAUCCGGAGCAUCUAUGAAAGCAGCUUGUCCAUUGGGAACUUCGCCUCUCGCCUCCUGGUUCACUUAUUCCCUGAACUGUUCACUCAUGAGAAUCUGAGGAAACAGUAUAAUUGCAGCGGUUCUCUAGGGAAGAAACAACUCGAUCCCUCCCGGAUUAAGCUCAUUCGGCACUAUGUGCAGCUCUUGUACCCCAGGGCCAAGAAUGACCGGGUGUGGACGCUGGAGUUUGUCGGCAAGUUGGACGAGAGGUGCCGUCGGAGGGACACAGAGCAGAGGCGAACCUACCAGCAGCAGCGAAAAGUCCUGGUGCCAGGCCUGGAGAGGAGGGACUUCAUGAACUAUGCAAUCAACCCUGAGAGGUUCCGAGAAGAAUUUGAAGGGCCCCCGUUGCCUCCAGAAAGGAGUAGCAAGGACUUUUGCAAGAUCCCCUUAGAUGAAUUGGUUGUCCCUUCCCCAGAUUUCCCUGUGCCUUCUCUCUAUUUGCUGACUGAUAAGGAGGUGAGGGAGAUCGUGCAACAGAGUCUCUCUGUGGGCAAUUUUGCUGCCCGGCUCCUGGUCAGACUUUUCCCAGAACUCUUUACCACAGAGAACCUCAGACUGCAAUAUAACCACUCUGGUGCUUGUAACAAGAAGCAACUUGACCCCACCCGACUACGACUGAUCCGCCAUUACGUCGAAGCUGUUUACCCCGUGGAGAAGAUGGAGGAGGUGUGGCAUUACGAAUGUAUCCCCAGCAUUGAUGAGAGAUGCCGGAGACCCAAUAGAAAAAAGUGUGACAUCUUGAAAAAAGCCAAGAAAGUGAAGAAAUGAUAGGAAACUAUUCAACCUUUAAAACUUGGGGUCACUAAGUUCCUAGUGAAGGGCACACUUGGAAACUCAGAUGUUAUUUUUUAGCAUUGCUGUGGCAUCCACAGGGGUGCCCACUUGCAACAGUGGGAAGUGGCUUACUACAUUUGCACACUUAGAGACCUACUAAAACACAAGCAACAAAAAGCUUUGAAUUUUUUUUUCUGGCCCUGGUCCAAAAUACAUAUGCACUAAGUUCCCUUAGUGCUCAGGCAGACAGACUUGGCUCUGAGCAAUAAUUUUCCAACCUAGGAUGGAAGUUUUUUUUACUCCUUCCUUUUUAUGGUUUAAAUGGCAAGUUAAGCAUCUGUAUUGUUCCUCUCCCCACUUUUGCAUCUUCCAUUUUUAUCACUUUUUAAAAAUUAAACAAGAAAAUAACAAAAAAAAAAAUCAUUGAGCUCUUUGAGGGCAAUUUUCAUGGGAAAAAUAUCUUUUACACAGUUGAGCUGAAGUACUGUAACCAGAAAUUUUCAAACUUAGGAUUUUUUUUUAAACAACAUUUAAAGAUUUUUGUAAUCUUUGGAAGUGCCAUGCUUGUCAUAGCUGAUCUCAGCAUCAGGCAUGGCAUAUAGGCCAUGGGUCCUGCUGUCCAUGUCUCUAAUACUUGGUUUUGGCAUGGCCAAGAUAACCACACUGAUGUCAGUAGGGUGAAACUGCCCUUGUUUUUAUUUUCACUGUGAUCAAUAAGGUUUAGGCAUGGUGUAAAUGUGUUUUCUUUUGUGCCCCCACACUCAAUAGAAUGUUAGGCUCACUUAUCUAUAGAAAAAAAAAAAACACUGGAUGAUGAUAAGAAUGUAGACAAAUAUUGAAACCCACAUUUAGAGCACCAUCAGAGUUUUAGGUUUCCCUUUUUUCUCCCCCUUAUUUCACAUAGGGAAAGGAAAAAUACUUUUCCUACAUUUCCUGUGUAGUUGCAUUUUGCGGUUAGGUUCACUAUUCUGCCUAAAAACAGCUCCCUUUAUGGGGACAAGAUGAUACCACUUGCAUUUCCUAAAAAUAUCUGCCUAUUUUUUAUAUAUAUAUAAAAAAUUUCAGAAGGCAGACUCUGGAAACAGCUUGGUGAUUUCAUGUCACAAAAUCUCAAGAGUGUGAGGAGACUUCACCACACCUCAGUGGCUGCCUCGGGAAUCCAUCAAAAGAUCCCAACAUUUCAGGGCCAGCUUGAUGCCUGCCCCAGAGCCUCUAUAGUUUGGGACAGUCCUGCACUCUCUCUCAAACUCUAUAUCCCACUUGCUUCCCAAGAUCCUCUUUGAAGUUUUCCUGUGGUCUCCUUAAGUUGAUCUUCUCUUUUAGUGCCUGGUUUAUUCCUCAUUCCCACAUUUAUGUCAGUAGAAUACUCUCCUGUUUGGCUGUCUAAUGAAGAAAAAUUCCUCUAGCUUCGUGGCAUGCUAUUCAAGGAGUUAUAACCUUCAGAGACCCAGAGUAAUCUAUAUAAAAAAAAGAUGCUGUCACCUCUCUUAGAUUUAUGUGGCCAAAUACUUAAGAAGAAAAGGGGACCUCCUACUGAAAAUUGAAUAGGCUAAACACAAAAUUAACAGAUUGCAUCCCCCAGUCUUUAUGAAAUUCUUGUGAAGUUUUUAAAAUGUAUAAUUUUUAAAGUUUAAUAAUACAUUUUGAGAGGCAGUAUGGUCUAAGGCUUGCCUCAGGAGUCUGGAAAGCCCUAAUUCAAAUCUUGUCUCUCAUAUGUUCCUCCCCCCCACAAAAAAAAAAAAAAGUUAAAGGAUUUUUUUUAAUCUGGAAUUUUUCUUGAAAUUCACAAUUAGUUACAUCAGCUAUCCAGCAGAGUUUGCCUUUUUGUCUGUGACAGUUAUCAGUUUAUCACAGCAUCUGGAAUUGGAACAUUGAUUAUGUGUAGUUGUCUUGAAUUUUGAGGGAUAUGUUGUUCCCUGCCACUCACAAACAUUAGAAAUGAUCCCUAAAUUAAUAAAGUUUCAGUGUACACAAAGACUGUCCAAAGCACAGAAGCAUACUUUCUGUGUGUCACGCUUCAGGAGCAUCAACAGCCAGGGGGUUGCCCUGGGAACCACCAGUGCCAUAAUUGCUUUUAUUUGGGCCUUUCUGGUACACCUUGGCCUGCUCUAAGGAUUGUGGAUUGCAUAUCCCUCCCACCACCAUCAGUCCUUAGUGAAUUAGCUUAGUAGAAUUAUUGAGGACUCUAAUGGGGUGCCUGUCCUCUGGAGCUCUUCUGGAGAGGAUCCCAAGGCCAGUGAAAAUUAACCUUGUUUUUAGAAGAUGGAACAUAGCCCAGUUCCUCCUCCAGGGGUCCAGUCAUUUAAUAAUCCAUUUUAAAAAUACUCAUCUGCUCUGUUGUUGAUUUUAAAAAAAUUUUUUUAAAAGAGAAAUUAGCAGGACACAGGAAUCAAAUAAGCUUCUUGGAAACUUCUGAGUUUUAGUCUUCUUUCCAAGUCCAUAGUGAGCUUACUCUCCUUUAUUGUCUUAAAUGCCUAGGAUUUUGCCUUCUAGAAAGCAAUCAGAAGGAAUAAAUUUCAGUAUAAAAUCAUAGAUAAUUCUGGGAAAGCCAUUUCUUAUCUCUCUUAGCCAGGAAAUGCCUCCACAUCCUUACUCAACCCUUUUGUAUGGUGUCUUCUGUGUUGUCAUCAUCAGGCUGCUCCAGUCCACUUUUUAUAUUUAAGCAAUAGAAGUACAAAAUACUUGAUAUUUCCCCAGGAGUUUAGAAGCAUUCUGACACCUUUUUGGCAUUCCUUUUUUGCUUCUAAUUUUUUUUUUUUUUUAAAUAAUCCUCAUUUCAAAGGCCAAAAGAAUUAACAGUUAUUUGCUAUAGUUGGUAACAUUCACUCACAACCAUCACCUGAAUGUUUGUGGCAUCUAAAAAGAAUGUACAAAGAAAGUCAUGAAUGUAAUUUAAAUUCUGCUAGGCUGUGUCUACAGGAUCACAAUCAAACAGGGAAUAAAAAUAUGCCCUGUGUAAUAGGUGCUUUAAUGUCUAAGUAAGGGAGCAAAUCCCACUCUGUCACUGUUUACUUUUUCACUUUUUUUUUUUUUUUGUAAUGGUGGUGGGGGUAGGGUGAGAAAAGAAAAGGGAAGGAAGGAGAGCAGGAUUAAUCAUUAAGCAAUCAAUUGGAUUUAUUCUUGGGGGGGGGGGGGCGGGAAUUGAAUUGGCAGUUAAAAGUGGUAAGAAUAAUUGGGUUGGCCGUGGUCUGGUUAUUAUGGACCUGAAAAUUGUGGCCUUUGUUCCCACUUUGGUCUCUGAAUGUUUUAUUUCAUGUUUGUUUAGGGGUGGGAUAAGGGUGAGAAGAAAACCUUCCGAUUGACUGUGGUCAAGUGAAUUCUCACCUUAUGCUUCUGGGCAGGCAAAAAACUAAAAACAAAAACAAAAGCUUGUCUGUGUAGAUCCAGCCUUAAUACUUUCUGACAUCCUAGAUACAGCAGACCAUUCAUAAAGGGGAUGCCAGAGUAAAAACAUUCUGAAGAAAAAUAAAAACAGUUUUACCAAAGAGAAUGAACUGAUAUCACAUAAUGGCUGCAUCUUCCUUCUGAUUCGAGUGCAUCUUUAGAAAUCUGAAUGUAACACAAACCCAGGACUGUUUUUUGUUUUUGUUUUUGUUUUUGUUUUUUGGUAAUUGUAUGCUCUCUAGUAACUUUGUGUGAAUUUUUAUACAAGCAUUGUUUUAUGGGUUAUAUAAAAUGUCAUAGAAAAUGCAUAGAGUCUUGCAAUCUAGUGUUUUAAGUCUGGAGAGCGGUUUGGGGAUUUCCCUCCCAGUCUUCAAGCCAUAGGUCAAUGAUGUAUUAUCUCAAGUUUAUUUUUGCCUUUCCCGUUUGGCCACUUGCUUAACACCUGUACCAAAGAAUAUAAAAAGUACUUGGUCAUUCUUACCAAUGGGGUGCUUUGGAAUCUAAUACCUGGUGCUGAUUAAACACAAUUCUUCUAUUUUGGUCACAAUUAAGUCUGACACUUCCCUGAUAGAGGUGAGCCAGAGGAGUUCAUUCACAGAACACACCCUUCAAGGCUGCUUAUAAGCCACCUCCCUAAUGAGCCAUUAAGGGCAAGGCUUGUGACCUCUUGGUCACAUGCCCAGCCAUUUCUAACACUUACAUUGCA
Molecule: messenger RNA, 7342 nt
Organism: Sarcophilus harrisii (Tasmanian devil)
Lineage: Eukaryota; Metazoa; Chordata; Mammalia; Dasyuromorphia; Dasyuridae
Gene: BEND3
Product: BEN domain containing 3
Exons: 4
Coding region: 739-3246 (835 amino acids)
Biological process (GO): rDNA heterochromatin formation
Cellular component (GO): heterochromatin
Molecular function (GO): DNA binding
Source: RefSeq, a predicted model, not a curated record